Molecule: messenger RNA, 2640 nt
Organism: Habropoda laboriosa
Lineage: Eukaryota; Metazoa; Arthropoda; Insecta; Hymenoptera; Apidae
Product: Fanconi anemia group J protein-like
Exons: 13
Coding region: 1-2640 (879 amino acids)
Biological process (GO): double-strand break repair involved in meiotic recombination; nucleotide-excision repair
Cellular component (GO): nucleus
Molecular function (GO): ATP binding; DNA helicase activity; DNA binding
Source: RefSeq, a predicted model, not a curated record
AUGAGUAAAUUAAGCCUUAAAAGGCAAGAUUUGAGAAAUGAGGAACUUGAGUGUAACAAUCUAUCCCCGAUAAAACUAAGUAGUACCAUUGAAAUAUCGAGUGAUGAGAGUGAUGGCUCUGAGGUUCAUAAAAUAAGAGAGAGUGGCCAAGAACCAGUAGUUUCCUCUACGUUGAAUAAAAAUUAUAGUGAAGAGACACUGUUGAAGUUUCAAAAGUCAACAGACAGUAUACAAUCUGAUGAAGACAUAGGAGAACCAUUAUUUAACACAGAUUCUAAGCCAGGAACUUCCAUGUUUAAUUGGAACCAGCAAAAGAAAAACUUUGACCGUAACAUUCACACUGACUCUGACUCUUCCGACGAUUCCAAUCAAGGUUUAAGAUGGUUCCAACACAAGAAAGACCACAAAAAGCAUAAGAGUAUUCACAAAACUGAACCUCAGAGUAAAGGUAAACUCAACAAAGAUCCUGUGCCCCAAGUGGGAAUACAACAUGAGCAAUUGAUAUCUGGGAUCAGAGUGAAGCUUCCUGUGAAGCCCUACUCUUGCCAGGUUGCUGUAAUGAAUAAGCUAAUACAAGGCUGUGUAAAAAAGGAGAACUGUCUUUUGGAGAGUCCUACAGGCAGUGGAAAGACCCUGGCCCUUCUGUGCGGUGUCCUGGCAUGGCAUGAUCAUUACGUUGGACCACGUACAUGUGUGACUCAGUUAAAAAUUCCAAAAAUUUACUAUGGAACAAGAACUCAUAAGCAGAUCGAACAAGUCGUGAGGGAAUUGAAAAAGACCUGUUAUAAGCACAAAAAAAUGACUAUUUUGAGCAGCAGGGAGCACACGUGUAUCCAAGAGUCCACUAGGAAUAAAACGGACCUUUGCAACGACCUACUGGAUCCUACUAAGCGCCAAUCGUGUCCUUUUUACAACGACAACAACAAGAAGACAAUUUCCUCGUUUCCAGCUGUCGAAAAUCGAGGAUUAAAUGCAGUAUGGGACAUCGAAGAUCUAGUAGCCAUAGGAAAGAACGAAGGAUUAUGUCCAUACUUCGCUGCAAGAAGCUUAAUGGAACACGCAGACAUUAUUUUCUGUCCUUAUAAUUACAUCGUUGAUCCUGACAUUCGUGAAAGUAUUCAGCUCGAUUUGAAAGAUCAAGUGAUCAUUUUGGACGAGGCUCACAACAUAGAGGAUAUUUGUAGGGAAGUUGCGAGCGUGACUUUUCGUGAGGAUCACCUCGCAAGUACUGCACACGAAUGCGAGAGCCUUGCGAAAACGAGAGCCGCGGAUUUUUCGGUUUAUGAUACUAUCAAAGUGUAUAUCCAGAAAUUGGUGAAAUUUCUGAAGAACAUUGGUCUUGAAAAACAUCGGGACUACAACAGCGAUAAUUUAUCGAGCCCUUACUGGACUGGUGCAGAGCUUCAGGAAUUAUUCAAUAUGCACGAGCUCGGCGAAUCCGCUUAUUUGACGUUUCUGGCGGCUAGCAAAGCGGCGAUCGCAGAUUUGAAGAAGGCGAAAGAGGAGAAUAAAAUGUUUUUGAAAACGGUGAAACCGGUCAUUUCUCCCAGCACCAAGAUCGUCAUCGAGCACCUAAUGUUUGCCAUACGAAUGGUCACCUCUGAGCAGUACAUGAACGACUAUAGGGCUUGUGUGACUGAAACCACCGUGAAAGAUUUCAAAUACGCAACUGAUAACACGUGGUAUUCAGCGAAGAAACAAGAACACCGUGCAAGAUCGCUGAAGUUAUUAUGCAUGAAUCCUGGUGUAAUAUUCUCACCGUUAGCAAAUAACGCUCGCUCUAUAAUCCUCGCGUCCGGUACUCUGACUCCUGUAUUGUCCUUCCAAAGCGAAUUAAACACACCGUUCGUGCACGUGUUGAACACUGGACACGUGAUACCAAAGGAGCAAGUUUAUGCAACCUGUGUGCCAAAAGGGCCUAAUGGAAUCUAUCUGAAGGCUAAUUAUCAGAACGUGAACAGUUGGGGCUUUCAGGAUGAACUAGGAAAAAUGCUAGUAGAUGUCUGCGAAUCUGUGCCCCAUGGAGUCCUCUGUUUCUUCUCCUCCUACAACGUGUUGCACACACAAAUGGACAGAUGGAAGAGCAAUUUCAUUUGGAACAGGAUCGCCAGUGUCAAGCAAGUAUUCAUAGAACCACGUUACUCUGGUGAUCUCACGGCAAUUAUGAAGGAAUACCGUGAAGUGAUAGAGGAAACCUCGUCUGGACCAAGAGGAAAAAUCAAUGGAGCUUUACUUCUGGCAGUUUUCAGAGGAAAGGUUGCUGAAGGAAUUGAUUUCAAGGAUGAUGAAGCUCGUUGUGUAGUCACUGUUGGUAUACCAUAUGGAGUGAGGAAGGACCCGGUGAUUGACAUGAAAUUGAAGUAUAACGACAUGAAUGUCAAGAGAGGUCUAUUGAGAGGCUCAGAUUGGUACUCUAUACAGGCAUUCAGAGCUCUGAAUCAAGCACUAGGACGUUGCUUGAGACACAUUCACGAUUGGGGAGCAGUGUUGCUGGUAGACGAAAGGUUUCUGCAGUCAGAGAACAAAGAAAACCUCCCAAAAUGGGUCAAAACGAUGUGGAUCAGGCACAACGAGUACAACUUAAGGGAGGAUCUUCGGAAGUUUGUGGCGAAGCAGAAGGCAAAAGGAAGGAAAGAAUAA